CCGCGGUUGCGGUCUUUUCAAAUGUCGCGGGAGAAUGGGACGAAUUCCCCAAACGUUGCUAAUGCCCGCAGGACGAGGCGUGCGCUCCCGUGCGCCCCUGGGGUGGGAGGUGCUGCCCCGGGCGAAACUCUGUGCCCGUAACUUCCCGUACACUUGUUGCCUCUCCCUCCUGGUGACAGUGCAGGAUGCUGAGCGUUACACCACCUUAUUUGCCACUAUCAUCCUCAGAUGUGACUACAGCACGUCAGCUCAGCUGCAGGACGUGGUGGUGACCUGGCGCUUCAAAUCCUUCUGCAAGGACCCCAUCUUUGACUACUACUCAGCCUCAUACCAGGCUGGUUUAGCCCUUGGCCAGGACCCAUCUAACGACUGCAACGACAGCCAGCGAAAGGUGCGCAUUGUCAUCCAGAAAUACGGGCAGAAGGACCCCGUGCUGGGCAUCGACUACCAGCAACGGAAGAUCACCAUUCAGAACAGAGCAGACCUUGUCAUCAGUGAGGUCAUGUGGUGGGACCAUGGCAUGUACUACUGCACUGUGGAAGCACCAGGAGAUACAUCAGGUGAUGCGGACAAAGAAGUGAAGCUGAUUGUUCUCCAUUGGCUCACGGUACUCCUCAUCAUUCUCGGUGGCCUCAUUCUCCUUCUUCUGAUUGGAAUAUGCUGGUGCCAGUGCUGCCCCCAGUAUUGCUGCUGCCACAUCCAGUGUGGCUGCUGUCCAACCCGGUGCUGCUGUAACCAGGAAGUACUGGAACGGCAUCGGUUCAUAAAACGGGCUCAGGCACUUGCACCUUGGAUAUCACCCAAUAUGUUCUAUGGAGGUGGUGACAGGAACUCAAAACUUUCCUCUUACCAGCUGAACCCUCUACUGCAACAAGAUGUGUCUCUGCAGAACAGUCUUCCACUGGUACAGCCACAAGCCCAGCUUUCCCAUAACAACGGUGUUUUGGACUAUCUGGAGUCUGAAAUCCAAAACCUCAACAUGUCACAGCUCCGGCCACCCUCCCACCAGCGGCAGGCUGUGCAGCCCAGCCUGCUGUCCUCCCUGGGCUCCGACAUCAUGCCACCUCCUCUCGCUGAUCACAUCUCCUCCGUCCAUGGGAGCAGCAACUCCUCACGGCCGCAAAGAGCCACUCGCACCCCCAGACCCUGGGACUCUGCAGCAGAGGACAGAAGGGAAAACCGGAGGUGGCCCGUGCCUUCCAGUGGGGAUUCUCAUUCCAGCUACAGUCAGGACAUCUGGGACAGGCAGCGAGAGGAUCAUCCUCACAGGCAGAGGACAGGUGGCUACAAUGGCAGGCCACAGUACUCCAGACGGGAUAUGUCGCCUGCACGCCAAGCUGAGAGGGGCAAGAGCAGCAGCAGCAGCAACUUCUAUCCAGAGGAGGCCAAGGAGCGCUCCAGCCGCCAUCGUGGCGGGAGACAGGAGCCCGCAGGGAGGCGAGAAUACGAGAACCACACAGGGAGGAGCAAUAACUUGGGCCAGCGGCGGCACAGCUACUCCCCCCCUUCUCACAGGGGGUCGUGGAGCUCCUCAGAGGAUCAGGUCCAUGUCCCAGCGACAAACCGCAGGCGGAGGAACCGGUCUCGGGAAUGGCCGGAAGAUAAACCCCCCAGUUAUCGCUCCUUAGAAAUCAUCCCGAAUCAGGACCAGAAGCGCAAAGGCAGAGCAGGGACACGCUCGGACAGAGCAAGUUCCCACAGUGGAAAAAGCAUAAUCAUUUAAUGUCAGUACUGAAAGAACUACGAUUCCCACUGGACUCUUCUUAGUUUUUUUACUAUGUGGGUUGGGAUGGCUGCUUUUGAUUGAACAGACAACCAGCAAUAAACCAGAUAAAGCAG
This is a messenger RNA of Neopelma chrysocephalum (saffron-crested tyrant-manakin), 1839 nucleotides long. It is a transcript of the gene ILDR1, whose product is annotated as immunoglobulin like domain containing receptor 1. Gene Ontology annotation, cellular component: plasma membrane. NCBI's taxonomy places the organism in Eukaryota, Metazoa, Chordata, Aves, Passeriformes, Pipridae. The transcript has 8 exons. The coding region runs from base 35 to 1723 and encodes 562 amino acids. Gene Ontology annotation, molecular function: high-density lipoprotein particle receptor activity. The record is from RefSeq and is a predicted model, not a curated record.